Molecule: messenger RNA, 1481 nt
Organism: Guyanagaster necrorhizus
Lineage: Eukaryota; Fungi; Basidiomycota; Agaricomycetes; Agaricales; Physalacriaceae
Product: AP endonuclease
Exons: 12
Coding region: 67-1329 (420 amino acids)
Biological process (GO): base-excision repair
Cellular component (GO): mitochondrion; nucleus
Molecular function (GO): zinc ion binding; DNA binding; phosphoric diester hydrolase activity
Source: RefSeq, a predicted model, not a curated record
GCCCCUUCCCCACGCCAUCACGUCGGAGGAUCAUAUUUUCGCUGGAUUGUUGUCCCCCUUCCGUUCAUGCUCUCCUUGCUACGGUAUAAACGAAAGUUUCCAUAUCUGUUACAGAUCAUGGCCCAGACCCGCAGGUCCAGCUCUCUCCCGGACGAAUGGCCAGCCAAAAGGGCCCGCAAAGCAAAGAGGAACAACGGAACACCGCAUGCCAAGGCUAAAACAGGCAAAUACAUUGAUCCGGUAAAUAGUCCUUGGUAUGUUGGUGCCCACGUUUCUGUCACUGGCGGCGUGGAGAAUGCAAUAAUGAAUGCGGCGUCUAUAGCAGCAGACGCCUUCGCGUUGUUCCUCAAAUCCCCCAGGAAAUGGACAUCUCCCGCCCUCACAGCACAAAAUAUCGAAGACUUCAAGGCGCGUAUGGAGGAAUACCACUACGAACCCAGAUAUGUUUUACCACAUGGAAGUUAUCUCAUUAAUCUCGGUAAUCCAGAUCCGAAAAAGCGAGAAAAGUCCUAUGGAUGUUUUGUCGACGAUCUACACCGUUGCGAACAGCUCGGCUUGGAGGUCUAUAAUUUCCAUGUUUCCGCGGUCCGGUUACGUGCUCGUAUCACCCCGGUCCGUGGAAACAUCAACUCUUCAAGGUGUCCAGGAUCCUCUGUGGGUACAGGAACGACAGCGGAAUCAAUAGCUCUUAUCGCCGAAUGCCUCAAUCGCGCUCACAAAACUACGACCUCUGUAAUGACCGUUCUCGAAAAUAUGGCCGGAACUGGCUACGUCAUAGGUUCUCAAUUCUCCCAUCUCGCCGAUAUCAUAGCGGCAGUUGAAGACAAAUCCCGUGUUGGAGUCUGCUUGGACACAUGUCAUAUGUUUGCGGCCGGCUACGACAUCCGAACGAAGAAAGGGUGGGAAGACACAGUAACAAAGUUCGAUCAACAAAUUGGCCUGUCGUACUUGAGAGCAAUGCACUUGAACGACUCGAAAACAGAACUCGCAUCGAAUCGUGAUCGCCACGAGACCAUUGGCAUGGGCUUCAUUGGCUUGGAGUCGUUCUACCAUAUCCUGACCGACCCUAGGGUUCAAGGUAUACCUCUUAUUCUAGAGACGCCAGAACCAGAGACGUAUGCUACGGAGAUCGAGGUGCUGAAUGCACUCUCAACCUAUACAGAGCUCGAUGAUAAGAAGAAGAAGGCUCUCCUUACUAGUAUUCGGAAGAGCGUCAAAAGAGCUGGUCCUCCGUACAGGAGUAAUACAAGGAAGCGUAAAGGUAGGAAAAAGCCGCAGCAGGGCGAGAAGAAAAACGAUGAAGAUGAAGAAGAGUAUUGCGAUCAUUGACUUUUGUGCGGGAGAUUGCAUAUCUAUAUCUUAAGCACCCUGAAAUGUAAUGGCAAAUGGAACACCUGCCUGAGCGAUAGGACAUCAACCAGUGAAAGAUCUUAUAGUAUUGCCGCUCGUCAAGAUGUACGGAAAUAGUAAUACAUGAAGCU